This is a messenger RNA of Bombyx mandarina (wild silkworm), 1332 nucleotides long. RefSeq lists its product as uncharacterized. Gene Ontology annotation, cellular component: extracellular matrix. Gene Ontology annotation, molecular function: protein binding. Lineage: Eukaryota; Metazoa; Arthropoda; Insecta; Lepidoptera; Bombycidae. The record is from RefSeq and is a predicted model, not a curated record.
AUGGGUAGUAUGCAAUUGGCUCGACCCAAAUUCGCGAGUAAAACCAGAACGUUAUCAGCUGUUACGAGGAACACGUCAUGCAGUCGCGGAUGGCUUCGUGUGGUGAUGCAAACAAUAUUCGCCGUAAUCACAGUGACUAGUUUCAUCUUAAUAGUCUUAAUGGCAAUACACAACUCCUCACUGUUCCCUGUCGGACGACCAGCCAUCAACUCUCGAUGCCAAAUCCAGAAUUGCAGAGUGGUCUGUAGAGAUGUAACGUAUCUCGUUGAUUAUGGAGACUUGAUUGUUUCAGCGGUGGCAGAAGCCGAGACGAGGUGCUCGAGAAUUAUUUUGGUGAUCAAGAAUUUCAUUUUUCGAAACGCAACUAUGCCCGAGAACUGGUUGUCAAAUAUACGAUCAAAUAUUCAAGAGAUAGCUAUAAUAAGAGGAAACCUCAUGCGCAUCCCGGCAGAUGCAUUCCGAAGCCACUUCGCUAGGAACAUAAGCACUAUUAUACUACAAAGCAUAACGCUAAGAGCAUGGGAAGACGGCAGUCUUGUCGGCUUAGCUAAUUUAGACAAACUGUAUAUCAGGGAUUGUAACAUCAUAGACAUACAACCGAGGGUAUUGAGCGAUGUGGCUCACUCGUUGCAAACGCUUACCAUAACUCAAAGUGGUUUUUGGCAUCCGAACACCAUCACGGGAAAAGAGAACUUGCCUAAAUUAGGUAUAGUAGAUUUUUCUUUUAACCAUUUCAAGGAUGUGUUGAAUAGUAAUAGCUUCAUUGGGCUCGGUAACUGCAGAGUGUUGUACCUAAAUUAUUGUAAAAUCACAAGCAUCGGACCUAACACAUUCGAUCGUUUGUUGAGCAUUGAAUAUAUUUAUCUAAAUAAUAACUAUCUUGUUACUCUACCGACGCAGCUGUUCGAUUCAAUCCUGCAAGUACGACCAAACAUGCGAGUCAAUUUACAGAACAACCAUUGGUACUGUUCUUGUACGAACAAAGACUUAAUGUCGUUGACCAGAAGCGACGUUUUAACAGGCGAUCCAAUUUGUGACCAUCCCUACGAAAUACGCGGCGUAACAUUUUCAGAGUUUUAUGAAAGCUGCCCUGGUCUGGAAGAAGUUCGCAGUUACGAUAUGACCUACUCGAACAGCUCCGUCGUUCACUACACUGUUGCUUAUAACAAUGUACUUGGCAGUGACUUUGUAAACGUUGGCAAACUCAACUACUUAAGUGCGAAAUGGUCGACCGUGGGAAUUCACUUCGAAUUACAUUUAAUUAAGGGUAACGAAUCUUUAAUAUUGGUGAAAAUGGGCAAACUAGCUCUCGCCUUGUUGAGCAGACACUAG